Messenger RNA from Agelaius phoeniceus (red-winged blackbird), 5004 nucleotides. Lineage: Eukaryota; Metazoa; Chordata; Aves; Passeriformes; Icteridae. The record is from RefSeq and is a predicted model, not a curated record.
CGCGCCGCCGGUCCGUGCAGCAUGGCGGCGGCGGGGGCUGAACAGACACAGCCAGAGCCGGCCGCCGGCGCCGCGCCCGAGGAGUCGUCGGACAGCGAGCCGGAGCAGGAGCCCGGCUCCUUGCAGAAGCUUAUCCGCAAAGUCUCGACGUCCGGGCAGAUCCGCCAGAAGACUGUCAUAAAAGAGGGGAUGCUAAUGAAACAGACCAGCUCCUUCCAGCGCUGGAAGAGACGAUACUUUAAACUGCGAGGACGAACGCUCUACUAUGCAAAAACUGCUAAGUCCAUUAUUUUUGAUGAGGUGGAUCUGACAGAUGCCAGUGUGGCAGAAUCCAGCACAAAGAAUGUCAACAACAGCUUCACGAUUAUCACUCCAUGUCGGAAGCUCAUCCUUUGUGCUGAUAACAGAAAGGAGAUGGAAGAUUGGAUUGCAGCACUGAAGACUGUCCAAAACCGUGAACAUUUUGAGUCUACCCAGUACAGCAUGGACCAUUUCUCAGGGAUGCAUAACUGGUACGCCUGCUCCCAUGCCCGGCCAACGUACUGCAACGUGUGUCGGGAGGCCCUGUCCGGGGUCACGUCACACGGGCUGUCCUGUGAAGUGUGCAAGUUUAAAGCCCACAAGCGCUGUGCUGUGCGGGCAACCAACAAUUGCAAGUGGACAACUCUGGCCUCUAUCGGGAAGGAUAUCAUUGAGGAUGAAGAUGGGAUCUCAAUGCCACAUCAGUGGCUGGAAGGAAACCUGCCCGUGAGUGCCAAAUGCACUGUGUGUGAUAAAACCUGUGGCAGUGUCCUGCGUUUGCAAGACUGGCGCUGCCUGUGGUGCAAAGCCAUGGUACACACAGCAUGUAAAGAGUUGUUACCAAACAAGUGCCCUCUUGGGCUCUGCAAAGUGUCUGUCAUUCCUCCUACUGCUCUUAACAGCAUUGAUUCAGAUGGUUUCUGGAAAGCCACUUGUCCCCCUUCUUGCACAAGCCCUUUGUUGGUCUUUGUCAACUCAAAAAGUGGAGACAACCAAGGUGUAAAAUUCCUACGAAGAUUCAAACAACUGCUGAAUCCAGCCCAGGUCUUUGACCUCAUGAAUGGAGGACCUCACCUUGGUUUACGCUUAUUCCAGAAAUUUGACACUUUCCGGAUUCUAGUUUGUGGUGGGGACGGAAGCGUUGGCUGGGUUCUCUCUGAGAUUGAUAGCCUCAACCUUCACAAGCAGUGCCAGCUGGGAGUGCUGCCCUUGGGAACAGGGAAUGACCUUGCUCGUGUUUUAGGCUGGGGUUCUGCUUGUGAUGAUGAUACCCAGCUCCCACAGAUCCUGGAGAAGCUGGAGAGGGCCAGUACCAAAAUGCUGGACAGGUGGAGCAUCAUGGUGUAUGAAACCAAACUCCCUCGCCAGGCCUCCACUUCCACAGUCACUGAAGAUUGCAGUGAGAAUUCAGAGGUGCAGAAGAUUCUUUGCUAUGAAGAUUCUGUGGCUGCCCAUUUGUCCAAAAUUUUGACUUCGGACCAACACUCAGUGGUGAUCUCCUCAGCCAAAGUACUUUGUGAGACAGUGAAGGAUUUUGUGGCUCGAGUAGGGAAAGCCUAUGAGAAGGCAACAGAAAGCUCAGAGGAGUCAGAGGUCAUGGCCAGGAAGUGCUCUGUCCUGAAGGAGAAGCUGGACUCAUUGCUGAAGACACUGAAUGAUGAAUCUCAAGCAUCUUCCUCUCUGCCCAACCCUCCUCCCACCAUUGCAGAGGAGACAGAAGAUGGGGAUGGGUCGGGCAGUGCUGGUGACUCCUCAAGUGAGCUCUCGGUGGGCUCGGCCUGCACUGCACGGCCCCAGAUCUUCCGUCCCCGAGAGCAGCUCAUGCUGAGAGCCAACAGCUUGAAAAAAGCCAUUCGCCAGAUAAUAGAGCAUGCAGAGAAAGCUGUAGAUGAACAGAAUGCCCAGACCCAGGAGCAAGAGGGCUUCCUCCUUAGUCUCUCAGCCUCUGAGGAAGGCAAGGAGCUGAGGAAUGAGGAUAAGAUCUCCAUGCAGUCAUCACACAGCAGCAGCUAUGGAGUGUCCAAAGGGAGGAGCCAGAGGAAAGCCUCUAAGUCUCCUUGUGAAAGACUAAUAAACAAAGGAAGUUUGUCACUGGGCAGCUCUGCAUCUCUUCCUCCCCAGACAGGAAGCCGGGACAACUUGCCAAUGCUGAACACAAAAAUCCUCUACCCAAAUAUCCGUGCUGGCAUGUCAGGUUCUUUGCCUGGGAGCUCAGUCAUCAGCCGAUUGUUGAUCCAUGCUGAUCCCUUUAACUCUGAGCCUGAAAAUCUUGAAUGUUACACUGAGAAGUGUGUCAUGAAUAAUUACUUUGGAAUUGGACUGGAUGCAAAGAUUUCUUUGGACUUCAACAACAAACGUGAUGAGCACCCAGAGAAAUGCAGAAGUCGUACUAAGAACAUGAUGUGGUAUGGAGUAUUGGGGACCAAGGAGCUGCUGCACAGAACAUAUAAAAACCUGGAGCAGAAGGUCUUGCUGGAGUGCGAUGGGAGGCCAAUCCCUCUGCCCAGUCUCCAGGGGAUUGCUGUACUCAACAUUCCCAGCUAUGCAGGAGGCACCAACUUUUGGGGGGGAACCAAGGAGGAUGAUACAUUUACAGCCCCUUCCUUCGAUGACAAGAUUUUGGAGGUGGUAGCUGUGUUUGGGAGCAUGCAGAUGGCAGUGUCACGUGUGAUAAACCUCCAGCAUCACCGGAUUGCACAGUGCCGGACAGUAAAGAUAGCAAUCCUUGGAGAAGAGGGAGUUCCCGUGCAAGUGGAUGGAGAAGCCUGGAUCCAGCCUCCAGGUUACAUUUGGAUUGUUCAUAAGAACAGGGCACAGACCCUCACCCGAGACAGGGCAUUUGAGAGCACCCUGAAAUCUUGGGAAGACAAACAGAAGUGUGAGUUGUCACGACCCUCCUCUUUCUCUCUGCAACCAGAGAUCAUGUCUGAAGAAGAAUCCACCCAGAUCAUCCAGUUUGGUCAAGCUGCAGGUGCUCUGAUCCACAGCAUUCGGGAAAUAGCUCAAUCCUAUCAGGACAUGGAACAGGAGCUUGCCCAUGCUGUCAAUGCCAGCUCCAAGUCUAUGGACAAAGUCUACGCUAAAUCCAAGUCUACAGAGGGUCUGAACUGCAGCCUUGUUGUAGAGAUGGUGAAUAAUGUCAAAGCCCUGCACAAUGAGACAGAGCUGCUGCUGGCAGGCAAGAUGGCACUGCAAUUAGAUCCUCCACAGAAGGAGCAGCUCCAGGCAGCCCUGGCAGACAUGGACCUCCAGCUGAGGAAACUGGCAGACAUCCCUUGGCUGUGGCAGCUCAUGGAGCCCUGUGAUGAGGAGAACCAGAUGCUGGAUUAUUCUAAACGCAGCCGCAGUGGCAAAUUCCGCCUGGUGACCAAGUUUAAAAAGGAGAAGAACAACAAAAAUAAGGAGACUCACAGUAGCAUGGGAUUGCCGGUUCACCUCUGGGGGACGGAGGAGGUUGCGGCGUGGCUUGAGCACCUCAGUCUUUGUGAGUAUAAGGAUAUCUUCAUCCGCCAUGACGUCCGGGGCUCUGAGCUCCUGCACCUUGAACGGAGGGACCUCAAGGACCUGGGAGUGACAAAAGUGGGUCACAUGAAGAGGAUACUGCACGGGAUCAAGGAGCUGAGCCGGAGUACUCCUGUCAGCGAGGCUUAGCCUCUGUUUUCACAGCCUGUGUCUACCAUUCUCCCUAACUGCACAGCAGUCACCUCACCAAGCAGAUGUGCUCACAACUAUCUCUGCUGAACAGCCAAAGUUUAGCUGUUCAGAGCUCAUAUCAACCAAGCAUGGUGCUACUUUUUUCCUGUGGGGUAUGGCUGCAUCCUUUGGAGAGGCACUUCCUCUGUGGUUGGCAGAGCCUCCUGGAGAGAACUCACUCGCUGUUUGAAGAGCCAUGUCCUGUGUCAUGGGAAGUUCUGGUUCCAGGGACAGUGCAGGACUCCUGAGAACUGCAACACAGAUACCUUUACUGGAUAACUUCAUCACAGUAGAAUCAUUCAGGGCAAAAGAUGUAUCGGCCAGUCUUAAUUCAGGAGCAUCUGACAGUCUCUUCAGACCCAAAACUUUCCUGCUCAUCUGUGCGUCACACCUGUAUUUAGCAUAUUUAAGUGGGACAAAGCCUCUCCUUUCAUCUUACUAUUCCCUUUUUAAUGCAUCUGUAGUUGUGUGUAAUUUGCAUCUGAAAUUCGAAACCAGUGCAGACCUCUUCCAGUGAAUAUCAAGUGAUUCUCAUUCACUCAUGCUUUUGCAACAAACAGUGCAUGUGCUUCAGACAGGAUUUGCACCAGCUGGCAGGGCCUUCUGCUGGGCCUGCUCUCUUCUACCAGCCAGGGGCAAUGGUACAACCUUUAGGUUUUCACAAAAAAUGUGCUGCUGAGUCAUCAUGGACAAUUGUUCAGAAAUUCCUGGCAGUAAGAAAAGAAAAUUCUGGAGAGCAGAAUAGUUGCAGGAGAUCAGCUCUGACAUUCCUUCUUCUGAAUUCAUCUUUGGGAGACCAGAGUGGCAUCUCUCUGACUAUGGCUGCAGACAGAAAAGCCCACAUGCACAGUGGCAUAAAAGAUAAUUUGCUGAGGACAUCAUUCUUUUUUUUACUUUUUUAAGUAAAGGAUUUUAAAUGACUGCAUGUCUGUAUCAUUGUCCACCGACCGUUGUUCCUCAGGGGUGUCCCCACCAUUCCUGCGAUCCUGUCAAAGGCAUCGGGAAGCAAGUGAAUCCCUGUACAGUCUUGGGAAGAAGGUUUUGUGCCUUAAGAAUGGGACCUGCUUCCCUCCUAUUUAUUUUGUUAAUUUAUACAGUGAUUACCAUGGAAAUGUCUCUUGGAGGUUUUUUUGUACAUAGUUUACUUGUUGUAAAUAUUUUUUUCUUGUAUAUAAAGUAAACAAGUUUCCGAGCUUCCAGUAAGGAUUCUCUGUUGCUGAUUUUAUUGUGAGAGGGCUGCUGUGCCCAUCAGGUGGGAACCAGCUAAUAAAAACCUGUGCUGUGAUUAAA